CCGCGUGAGCUUCUGCUGUGCAGGUAAGGACGAUAAACCUGAUUUCCAUAACCUCGGUAAAUCUUCGUUUUGACUGUAAAAUAACUAACGUUACAAAUGACGAAUAUAUAUUGUUUAUAUUGGACUCCUAUUUUUUUGUAGCGUAAUGUACAUCUCGUGAAGAAAACGUGCAGCUCGUGGCCAUCAAAUUAGCUUCGCAAGCUAGCUAGGCCAGAGGCCUUUCACAUCAAAUAUCUGUUAUUCUGCUGUUGCAUGUUAACAUUUAGUUAGCUACUAUCAUCUUCAAACUAAAAGUUGUUAUAUCUAAAACGCACAGGAUUCAGCAAAUAUUCACAUAUUGAGUGCAAAUGCAGCACAGGCAAAAGGAAAAAACAGCUCUUGCGGUUAGCUGCAUCUCGUGUUAGCUAGCCAUUUGUUUUUAAGAUGAAUAGCUAAUGUUGCGAUACAUUCGCUAUACUCUUGUCUUUGCUAUAUCUGGGUCUAAUAGUCUUCUGAUCCAGAGACUGGAUCCAAAUUCCCCUUUUAAUCACAAACAUCACUGCUCAUUGUAACCUUGUAACUACACAUUUGAGCUCUUUUCAAUUCAUGUCAAAUUGUGUCCAAACUACAGUUAGGCCAAUUGUUGGUCAAUUGGUAAAUUGUGAGCGUUGUCCUUGCUCUAUGAAGAUUAACCCAUGUUUGAUCUAUCUUCUCUUCUGGCUAUGACAUACAGUUCAUGAUACUGUAUAUCUUCCUCUACUUUCGUAUGAGGUCAAUUCACGUCUGAAUCUUUACUGUACAUUUUCCUCCUUUUCUGUGAGUUGUCUCUCUUCAAUGCAUUUUAUAAAUGAUUCUUCCUGUUUCUUUCAAAUAAACCUAACAUUCUGAUUCUGAACACAGUUCAAUUGACUACUAUUUGAAUUGGGCCAUUCUCUCCACACUUGCUAUCUGUACAUUGUAGGCUAACUGAACCUGGCUGCAGACCGUGUUGUUUGCACCUCCAUAUCCCCAUGCUAACUGUGGAGGAGGGCGGCAGACAAGAACUUAUACCCUACACUUUCACCAUUAUGUUUCUGCAGAAAUACAUAUUCCAUCAGAUGAAGAGGAGAGCUUUCCUUUUCUUCAUCCACGUUGACUUGUUGCCACGGCGUCGUCUCAUUUUGAAUUGACUGAAUCUUCUCUUCGAUCAAAGACUUUUAAAUUGUCCCUCCCUUAACUGCUUCCUUAUUCUGUUCUUGUGCCGUGUAGUCUCACGUUGAGUUAGUUUAGAGCACGUCAGCCAUUUUGAGGAUUGCCAUGUCCCAGAAGAUUCCAUCUGAUAGCUCUCAGAAAGGCUUUGCUGUGGGACGCGGGCUCCUGGCUGCUGCUGAGACCCUCAACUUCAGCAUGAAUGAACAGCGUUCAGACAGCGUCCAUCAUGGCUCAACCUCCAGACAGUUGCACAGCAUGUCCUCAGGUAUGGGUGGUGGUGAGGGCGACCGUGACCCGCAGCUGUCCCGUCGUGGUGGCAGCCACAUUGGCAACUCCAUGAAGCUGUUUGCCAGCUUGGGCCUGUCGCCCGCUGACCUAGACGUGCUGGCACAGAUCCCAGAAGACAACAUUAGUGUGGAGACCUUGCCUCACCUUAUAAUGCAACUUAAGAACCGGAAGGUGGAUUCUGACAGACGCAUGGCAGGCAACUCUAGAGGAGACCUGUCAGGGCUCUCCCCUGAGCCCUCAUACAGAGCCAGCAGAGACGACUGGGACGAUAUGCGUGUUGGAAGACAGGGUGGUUCCAUGGGGCAGGCUUCGGCCCGCGCUCAGCAAGGAGACUUGGGCUACGGUUCCAUCCAAGACACUCCAGCUGGAAGGUAUGAACUCGACUAUGGCCACGGCAGUGGUGGAAGAGAUCCAGGGUGGUAUUCAGAUCUUUCCCAUGAUCGCUACAGCGGUAUGGGCAUGGGUCCCCCCUCAGCGGCAGACAGUGUCUUUAUGACCAGGAGAAUGGGAUCCCCGUCCCAAGGCAAAGUGCAGGACUUCUUGGGAGUCAUACCUCACAUGUUUCCCCAUGUGUGCUCUCUUUGUGAUUUUGACGUGCAUUCCACCAUGGUGAGUAGUAACUCCAAUUCAUUUUCCACUUUACCUGUCUGUUUCAUCCAUCCACACACCGUCUACUCUGAUCUCAGUUUGAUUGCCACUCUCAUGCACUCACGGACACUUUUUCAAUUCAAAGACCACUUUUGAAUUUAUAAUCAAAUAUUUUAUAGCUUUUGAUUAUCAAGUGACUGGAAAGCCAAUAUACAGUACACUAAGUAAUGGUUCAACAAAAGUCUGUUUAUAUUUGCAUCAUAUACCCACUUAUUCAGCUUCUUUCUACAUUUGAAGAGCCAUAGUUUAAUCACCCUUUGCUUUCUAAUUGGUGUGGGAGCCAAUUAAUGUAUACAGUGUAGGUAUGCAGUAAAUCAGUCACUCAUCCAGUGUUUGUCUUGGUCUGCAGGAGUGGAACCAGCACACUGAUGGAUUACGUCAUGCAGAAAACCAGAGGCUCCUCCUGCAGAUGUAAGUUCCUCUUCCUCUUCAAACAUUCUGUGUUAUUUAUGUAAAGGCCUUUUAGCAACGAGGUUGUUAGAACUAAUGUUCAGAUACACACUGAAACAUCUGUGUAGAACUUUUACACUGCCUGCUGGAAAAAGCAUGGGGAAAAAAUAAAGCAACUUUUGGAGUUCUGUCUUAAAAUAAAAUUGUGUGUGAACCAUCAAUAAUUUUUUGACCAAUGUUCUCCCAUGAUCUUUAGGUACCCAGAAUGGGAUCCACACAUGGCCACAAGCAGGAGGUAUGUGUCUCUUCCUCUCCACACAAACACACACACUCUUGCUCUCUCUUUCUCACACUCGCCGGUUGUUAUAACAUGUUUGCAAAUAUUAGUCCCAAGAGUUGAUAAAGAACAUACGAACACUAUUUAUUUGUAUUUUUUAUUUAACCUUUAUUUAACCAGGUUUAAACCAGUUGAGAACAAGUUCUCAAUUACAACUGGCCAAGAUAAAGCAAAGCAGUGCGAUAAAAACAACAACAACACAGAGUUACAUAUGGGGUAAACAAAACGUACAGUCAGUAACACAAUAGAAAAUCUAUAUACAGUGUGUGCAAAUGUAGUAAGUUAUGGAGGUAAGGCAAUAAAUAGGCCAUAGUGCAAAAUAAUUACAAUUUAGUAUUAACACUGGAGUAAUUGAUGUGCAGAAGAAGAUGUGCAAAUAGAGAUACUGGGGUGCAAAUGAGCAAAAUAAAUAACAAUAUGGGGAUGAGGUAGUUGGGUGGGCUAAUUACAGAUGGGCUGUGUACAGGUGCAGUGAUCGGUAAGCUGCUCUGACAACUGAUGCUUAAAGAUAGUGAGGGAGAUAAGUGUCUCCAGCUUCAGAGAUUUUUUCAGUUCGUUCCAGUCAUUGGCAGCAGAGAAUUGAAAGGAAUGGCGGCCAAAGGAGGUGUUGGCUUUGGGGAUGACCAGUGAGAUAUACCUGCUGGAGCGCAUACUACGGGUGGGUGCCAACAAGAGCGUACAGGUCACAAUGGUGGGUAGUAUAUGGGGCUUUGGUGACAAAACGGAUGGCACUGUGAUAGACUACAUCCAAUUUGCUGAGUAGAGUGUUGGAGGCUAUUUUGUAAAUGACAUCGCCUAAGUCAAGGAUCGGUAGGAUAGUCAGUUUUACGAGGGCAUUUUUGGCAGCAUGAGUGAAGGAGGCUUAGCUGAGAAGUUACGGUGGGAUUCAAAAUGGUCGGUGAUCUGUUUUAACUUGGCUUUCAAAUACUUUCGAAAGACAGGGCAGGAUGGAUAUAGGUCUGUAACAGUUUGGAUCUAGAGUGUCACCCCCUUUGAAGAGCGGGAUGACCGCGGCAGCUUUUCAAUCUCUGGGGAUCUCAGACGAUACGAACGAGAGGUUGAACGGGCUGGUAAUAGGGGUUGCGACAAUUUCGGCGGCUAAUUUUUAGAAAGAAAGGGUCCAGAUUGUCUAGCCCAGCUUAUUUGUAGGGAUCCAGAUUUUGCAGUUUUUUUAGUUAACAAUAUACUUUCCGGUGUUUUGACUUUAAAGAGCAACUACCCCUAAAAACCAGCUUCUCGUUUAGAAAACAGCCUAUGUGGCAUUGAUAUGAGUGUGAAACAUUUAUUCUACUGUCAGAAUUGACUACAAAGUGUAAAUACAGUAAUUUUGGUAAUUAAAGUCAGUCUUGUCCAAAGCAGAGUUUUGACUGCAUCACAACAUAAAUUAAGGUUGGCUUUGUUUUAAUCCUGCCCACAGCGGGCAGCACACUAGUAAUCAUCAAUUCAGAGUGCAGCUGCACGUGACCCGAUCGUAAUCGUAAUAAUUAGCCAACGUUCAAGCUUUGGAGAAUAAAAUGGACGAUUUAAGAUUACGGUUAUCCUACCAACGGGACAUUAAAAACUGUAAUAUCUUAUGUUUUACGGAGUCGUGGCUGAACGACGACAAUGAUAACAUUCAGCUAACAGGCUAUACGCUACAUCGGCAGGACAGAACGGCAGACUCGGGUAAGACGAGGGGUGGCGGUCUCUGUAUAUUUGUAAACAACAGCUGGUGCACCAAAUCAAAUACUAAGGAAGUCUCAAGGUUUUGCUCGCCUGAGGUAGAGUAUCUUAUGAUAAGCUGUAGACCCCACUAUUUACCAAGAGAGUUUUCAUCUAUAUUUUUCAUAGCUGUCUAUUUACCACCACAAACCAAUGCUGGCAUUAAGAUUGCACUGAAUGAGUUGUACAAGGCCAUUAAUCAACAGGAAAACGCUCAUCCAGAUGCAGCGCUCCUAGUAGCAGGGGACUUUAAUGCAGGGAAACUUAAAUCCGUUCUACCUAAUUUCUACCAGCAUGUUAAAUGUGCAACCAGAGGGGAAAAAACUCUAGACCACCUUUACUCCACACACAGAGACGCAUACAAAGCUCUCCCUCGCCCUCCAUUUGGCAAAUCUGACCAUAACUCUAUCCUCCUGAUUCCUGCUUAUAAGCAAAAACUGAAGCAGGAAGCACCAGUGAUUCGGCUAAUAAAAAAGUGGUCAGAUGACGCAGAUGCUAAGCUACAGGACUGUUUUGCUAGCACAGACUGGAACAUGUUCCGGGAUUCUUCAGACAGCAUUGAGGAGUACACCACAUCAGUCACUGGCUUCAUCAAUAAGUGCAUCGAUGAUGUCGUCCCCACAGUGACCGUACGUACAUACCCCAACCAGAAGCCAUGGAUUACAGGAAACAUCCGCACUGAGCUAAAGGGUAGAGCUGCCGCUUUCAAGGAACGGGACUCUAACCCGGACGCUUAUAAGAAAUCCCGCUAUGACCUCCGACGAACCAUCAAACAGGCAAAGAGUCAAUACAGGUCUAAGAUUGAAUCAUACUACACUGGCUCUGACGCUCGUCGGAUGUGGCAGGGCUUGAAAACUAUUACAGACUACAAAGGGAAGCACAGUCGCGAGCUGCCCAGUGACACAAGCCUACCAGACGAGCUAAACCACUUCUAUGCUCGCUUCGAGGCAAGCAACACUGAAGCAUGCAUGAGAGCACCAGCUGUUCCGGACGACUAUGUGAUCACGCUCUCCGUAGCCGAUGUGAGUAAGACUUUUAAGCAGGUCAACAUUCACAAGGCCGCAGGGCCAGACGGAUUACCAGGACGUGUACUCCGAGCAUGUGCUGACCAACUGGCAAGUGUCUUCACUGACAUUUUCAACAUGUCCCUGACUGAGUCUGUAAUACCAACAUGUUUCAAGCAGACCACCAUAGUCCCCGUGCCCAAGAACUCUAAGAUAACCUGCCUAAAUGACUACCGACCCGUGGCACUGACGUCUGUAGCCAUGAAGUGCUUUGAAAGACUGGUCAUGGCUCACAUCAACAGCAUAAUCCCAGAAACCCUAGACCCACUCCAAUUUGCAUACCGCCCCAACAGAUCCACAGAUGAUGCAAUCUCUAUCGCACUCCACACUGCCCUUUCCCACCUGGACAAGAGGAACACCUACGUGAGAAUGCUAUUCAUUGACUACAGCUCAGCAUUCAACACCAUAGUGCCCUCAAAGCUCAUCACUAAGCUAAGGAUCCUGGGACUAAACACCUCCCUCUGCAACUGGAUCCUGGACUUCCUGACGGGCCGCCCCCAGGUGGUAAGGGUAGGUAACAACACAUCUGCCACACUGAUCCUCAACACGGGGGCCCCUCAGGGGUGCGUGCUCAGUCCCCUCCUGUACUCUCUGUUCACCCAUGACUGCAUGGCCAGGCACGACUCCAACACCAUCAUUAAGUUUGCCGACGACACAACAGUGGUAGGCCUGAUCACCGACAACGAUGAGACAGCCUAUAGGGAGGAGGUCAGAGAUCUGGCCGUGUGGUGCCAGGACAACAACCUCUCCCUCAACGUGACCAAGACAAAGGAGAUGAUUGUGGACUACAGGAAAAAAAAGAGGACUGAGCACGCCCCCAUUCUCAUCGACGGGGCUGUAGUGGAACAGGUUGAGAGCUUCAAGUUCCUUGGUGUCCACAUCACCAACGAACUAUCAUGGUCCAAACACACCAAGACAGUCGUGAAGAGGGCACGACAAAGCCUAUUCCCCCUCAGGAGACUAAAAAGAUUUGGCAUGGGUCCUCAGAUCCUCAAAAAAUUCUACAGCUGCACCAUCGAGAGCAUCCUGACUGGUUGCAUCACCGCCUGGUAUGGCAACUGCUUGGCCUCUGACCGCAAGGCACUACAGAGGGUAGUGCGUACGGCCCAGUACAUCACAGGGGCAAAGCUCCCUGCCAUCCAGGACCUCUAUACCAGGCGGUGUCAGAGGAAGGCCCUCAAAAUUGUCAAAGACUCCAGUCACCCUAGUCAUAGACUGUUCUCUAUGCUACCGCACGGCAAGCGGUACCGGAGUGCCAAGUCUAGGUCCAAAAGACUUCUCAACAGCUUCUACCCCCAAGCCAUAAGACUCCUGAACAGCUAAUCAUGGCUACCCGGACUACUUGCACUGCCCCCCCACCCCAUACUUUUUACGCUGCUGCUACUCUGUUAAGUAUUUAUGCAUAGUCACUUUAACUCUACCCACAUGUACAUAUUACCUCAACUACCUCAACUAGCCGGUGCCCCCGCACAUUGACUAUGCAACGGUACCCCCCUGUAUAUAUAGCCUCCCUACUGUCACUUUAUUCUAUUGUAUAUAUAGCCUCCCUACUGUCACUUUAUUUUUACUUCUGCUCUUUUUUUCUCAACACUUUUUUUGUUGUUGUUUUAUUCUUACUUUUUUUGUUUAAAAUAAAUGCACUGUUGGUUAAGGGCUGUAAGUAAGCAUUUCACUGUAAUGUCUGCACCUGUUGUAUUCGGCGCAUGUGACCAAUAAAAUUUGAUUUGAUUUGAUCCCUGUGGUAAAUUUGGGUUGACUUUGGAUAUCCCUAUGGGGCUAGUUAGGGACCAUCGGUAAAUUACACCAUGUACAUGGGACGAUAUGUUGAAAUUCCAGUAGCUCCAAAUUUCAGUGACUUAAAAACCUCAAACCAACUAUAAAUUGUAGAAAUUCAUAUACAAAUAUUGAAAGCAUUUAAUGAGAACUAAAAGGUAUGAAAAUAUUGUCUCAUUUACAUUGUGUAAUUUAUUGACAGUCCCUAUCUAGCCCCGGGGAUAGGCUAUCCAAAGUCAAACCAGAUUUACCACGGUCGCACACCAGCCGGCUAAAGUUAAUUGUCUAAAUAAUUUGUUUAACUCUUCUCACCUGCGAACACACAUACGAGACACCCACACCAUACCACACCCCGAAACCAAAUCGUGUUUGAAUUAAGUCAUGGACGCUAGCAUUUCUUAAUUAAACAAAUCUAAAACGAGGCCAAAUCAGGAAGUGAAGUUGCACUUUAAAUACGUGACUGAAUCAGUCUUGUGUAAUAGUAGAGUGAAUCUCAUGUUUGUCCCUUUCAGCGGUGGGUCUCAUCUACUGGAGACGAACAACCAAUCAGCCAGUCUCCUGGGACCAGUCCCAAUGGCUGGAGGAGGAGGGCGCAUGAGCUCCGGCUGGGGUAAUGGUGUAUUUGUGUGAAAAAUUUACGUCUGUGUCUGAAAUGGAAUCCUAUUCCCUAUAUAGUGCACUACUUUUGAUCAGGGUCUGAUAGGGCUCUGGUCAAAAGUAGUGCACUAUAUAGGGAAUUAGGGUGCCUUUUCGGACUCAACCCAACGUAUGCUUAUUGCUGUCACUUACUGAUUUAUUAUUUUGUAUUCAUUACUAUGUAAUCAUUAUCAUUGUCAUUAAAGGGAUAGGCCUAGUUCACCCAAAUGACAAAAUGACAUAUUGGCUUCCUGACCCUGUAAUCAGUCCAUGAACAAAGUAAGACAGUAAUCCAUGUUUGUUUUUUUGUUUAGCUGGCCACUGCCAUGUUGUAAUUGAAGUGACUGCGGGUCCUUGAAAAGCCGUAUAUAAAACCCCAUGUGUUAUUAUCAUGUAUUUUAGGUGGUGGUGCUGGAUCUAAUGUUGGACCAGGCAAGGCACAUCAACAUUCUAUGCCACCUAAGCCGGUAAUGUGUUUUAUUUGUCAUGAUAUUAUCUUGAUAAAGUAAUAUAUAUAUCUUGAUAAAAUACGAUCUCUUUACUGUGAUGCAGUGACCAAGUAACUCCUCUUCAAAAACACAUGUAUUUUACUGGUGUGCCUUUUUUGGAGUGAAAGUGAUGGACUCAACGUGUUUAUUUUGUAACUGUCUGAACUUGUUCUCCUCCUCCUCCAGAUCAGAAGCAAAGUAGUGGUGGCCAAGUAUGACAGGCCUCCUCAGUCUAACAAAGCCCUGUUCGCCCUAGCGGAACCCUUUGGAACUCUGUGUGAACACCUGGUCCUCAAGAACAAGGUAGAGCACACCACUGUUCCGGCUUGCCAGAGGCCUCAUUUAUCACUCAAUGCUGGCGUACGUGGAUAUUCUAGGAUUUGCCUAGCGUAACAAAUUAUUGAGAUUUAUCAAACUGUCGCCACGCAACAUAUACGCAUUUUUUUUUCAUUGAUAAAAUCAGAACCAUACUGUAUUUCUGUGCUCGUGAACAAGUGUUACACUCCACCUGGAAAACAGCCUCCGUUCACCUUUUUAUGGUAACAAAAACGCCCUAAUUUGCUGUAUGAUUUGGAAAUGCUGGAACUGGGCCGUGACAGUUUCUAAAGCGCAAUGGAAAAUUUGAUCACAUUGUUUUUGCAGUGACUUUUAAACUACACUUAUUAUGAUUCUGCUAUGCAAUCUCCUUACCAACGGCAAAUGCGUCCGUGUUAUCAUUAGGCCUACGUUUUUAAUGUUUUUAUUAGCCUUCCAUUAUUAGAAUUCCCGUGCCUCAAACACCUCAAUUUCCCCCAAAAGAACAAUAUUGGCUUGCAACACAAGUUGUGCGUAUGCAUGGUUUGAGAAGUGCGUGGAAAUUUGCACCCUUUCCCCUCCAAGUUCAAAACGGAUAAAUACCAAACUUGGCGCAGGCAAGGUUUAAGUCUUUUUUUUGUGCGUACACACUUUUGAUAAAUUACGCCCCUAGUACUUGACUAUAAAGAUUCUUCAUGGAGUGUCCAGGAAACUGCCCCUUUUGUGUUUCACAACACUUUCCUCUCAUUACAAUGUAUAAAUCAAUUCUGCUUUGAAUUUGCGAUAACAGAGUAACGUAUUACAGUUCAAUGGAAAUAAACGUAUCACAAUGCAAACUCUACUUUGAAUAACCGGGUAACUGUCAGUGAAGAUGUAUGUUUUUUUUUUUUUUUUUUUAAACACUUGACUUGCUCUUCUUACCCCAUAUUUUAACAGAAGAAAACAGUUGACAUUGUUGUAUAUGAGCACCUGCUGACUGGUCGUGUACCACGGGGCUCAUGGUGCAUUGAUCUACUCCCCAGGCCUUUUUAGAAAUGGAGACCCAUAAGGAAGCUAGGGAUGUGGUCAACCACUACCAGAAGAACCCAGCGGUGUUAAAUGGGAAACAAAUCACCAUUUAUCUGUCCAAGGAACUCAUGGUGAUUCAGGUAAUAUUGGAAUGUCCUUAUUCAUCUAUUUUCAUUAGUUUUACCCCCUGUAUCUUAUCUGCUGUAUAGAUGAAAUACUUCAAAAUCACUCAGCUGCAUUUCUAACUUUUCUGUCCAUUUUAACAGUUAUUCAGUACAAGCAGCGAUCGUGCAUGCAGACGAGUACACGUCAUAUUUUCCUCUUUCUGAACACAGAAAGACAGCAGAACUGAGAGGGUGAACCGCGAGGCGAAACAAGGCAAAGAUCCAGAGGCAGCGAACCAGUCACAGGUGGUCUUCUUUUCCAACUUGCCGCAUGAGAACGAGAAGAAGCAGGAACUGCUCACCAUCGCGCGGCGCUUCGGCGUCGUGGAGAAACACUUGUUUCUAACCGAGGAGGUAAAAGUCUUUAUUAUUCUCUGUUUGUAUAAAAAAAAAACAUACUCAUGGAUGGAUAAAAGUGUCUGUUAAAUGGCAUAUAUUUUAUAUAGUAUUUAUAUUGUCAGUCUUUUUUAAUUUCUGGAUGUGUCAUGAAUGCUUAAAAUGUAUCAUUAGCGUUCGUCUUCCAAGGCUUUUGUUCAGCUGGGGUCUGCAGAGGAUGCCGAGAUGUUGGUGAAGUACUACACUCUGAAUCCACUGACCAUCCAUGGGAAGGGUGUCCGCUUAAACAUCUGUACCAAGUACAAGACCUUAAAGUAAGAGUUCCCAGAGUGAUUCAGUGCUUCAUUAUCAUAGUAGAGGACUUAGUUGGCCUUUUUUCACAGAGGUAUAUGGACUGAUUGUGGAUUGUUGUCCGUCUGUAACAGUGUGAAUAAUCGCUCAAGCAAUCUGAUGGAUGACAAGAGGAGGAGAAGCAGCAGUAGUACUGGGCCCAAAGACAAAGCUUCCUCCUCCAAGAGCACCAAAUCUUCCUCUAGCAGCAAAGCCAAAGAGGACAAGAAGGAACCACCAAAAGGAGAGGACUGCGGUGCAGGGAGAGAGGGAGAGGGAUCCGGGAGAGAGGGAGAGGGGUCAGGGAGAGAGGGAGUGGGGUCAGGUGACGAGGUGGCUGGUGUGAUGGAGGGAGAUGAAGCUGAGGAGUACAAAGGAGAGGGAGACCAGGGUUCAGGUGAUGAUGGGCCGUCAGCGGACAAGGCUGAAGCCGUGACGGAAGACCCAGAGACUGCUGCCAACGCCAGUCUGGAAUCCCAGGAGGAGAAGGAACCGGCUCCGGACUCAGACGACGUUCCGAGCACUGCAGAUGUUCUGAGCAGUAGUGACGUCACAGAGAAGGCUGAGGGGGCAGAAGUGGAGCAGGGGACUGUGCCUGGUCCAGAGGAGAAAGCGGAGGGAGAGCCUGAGAGUGAACAGAUGGAAACUGAAGCCGCUACAGAUGAGCCAGAGACCGAGGACAAGGAUGACAUGCCGUCGGCAGAGCCAGCAGAGAGCUCGGAGAUGCACGAGGAACAGCUACCUGCAGAUCAGGUAGGUCAACAACAGAAAAUAUUAGAUUUAUCUUGCUUAUACUGCUCAUGUAUUUUUGUUCAGUUUGAGACAAAGUUCUGUAGAGCACAGUGACCUAUCUGCCUUUUUGUUGUUGUUCGUAUUGUACAAAUGUAUUUAGAAUAUGUAACUAAUAUGUUGACAUACAGUACCAGUAAAAAGUUUGGACACACCUACUCAUUCCAGGGUUUUUCUUUAUUUUAACUAUUUUUUUUACAUUUGAGAAUAAUAGUGAAGACAUCAAAACUAUGAAAUAACACAUGGAAUCAAGUAGGAACCAAAAAAGUGUUAAACAAAUCAAAAUAUAUUUGAGAUUCUUCAAUGUAGCCACCCUUUGCCUUGAUGACAGCUUUGCCCACUGUUGGCAUUCUCUCAACCAGCUUCAUGAGGUAGUCACCUGGAAUGCGUUUUCAAUUAACAGGUGUGCCUUCUUAAAAGUUAAUUUGUGGAAUUUCUUUCCUUGUUAAUGCGUUUGAGCCAAUCAGUUGUGUUGUGAUAAGGUCGGGGGAGGGGGUAUACAGAAGAUAGCCCUAUUUGGUAAAAGACCAAGUCCGUAUUAUGGCAAGAACAGCUCAAAUAAUCAAACGACAGUCCAUCAUUACUUUAAGACAUGAAGGUCAGUCAAUCUGGAAAAUGUGAAUAACUUUGAAAGUGUUUUCAAGUGCUGUCUCAAAAACCAUCAAGCGCUAUGAUGAAACUGGCUCUCAUGAGGACCUCCACAGGAAAGGAAGACCCAGAGUUACCUCUGCUGCAGAGGAUAAGUUCAUUAGUUACCAGCCUCAGAAUUUGCAGCCCAAAUAAGUGCUUCAGAGUUCAAGUAACAGACACAUCUCAACAUCAACUGUUCAGAGGAGACUGCGUGAAUCAGGCCUUCAUCGUCUAAUUGCUGGAAAGAAACCACUACUAAAGGACGCCAAUAAGAAGAAGAGACCUGCUUGGGCCAAGAAACACGAGCAAUUGACAUUAGACCGGUGGAAAUCUGUUCUUUGGUCUGGAGUCCAAAUUUGAGAUUUUAGGUUCCAAUCGCUGUGUCUUUGUGAGACGCAGUGUAGGUGAACGGAUGAUCUCCGCAUGUGUAGUUCCCACCGUGACGCAUGGAGGAGGAGGUGUGAUGGUGUGGGGGUGCUUUGCUGGUUUGGGAUGAGUUGGACCGCAGAGUGAAGGAAAAGCAGCCAACAAGUGCACAGCAUAUGUGGGAACUCCUUCAAGACUGUUGGAAAAGCAUUCCAGGUGAAGCUGGUUGAGAGAAUGCCAAGAGUGUGCAAAGCUGUCAUCAAGGCAAAGGGUGGCUACUUUGAAGAAUCUCAAAUAUAAAAUAUAUUUAGAUUUGUUUAACACUUUACUACAUGAUUCCAUAUGUGUUAUUUCAUAGUUUGUGUCUUCACUAUUAUUCUACAGUGUAGAAGAAGAAAAAAUAGUAAAGAAAAACCCUGGAAUGAGUAGGUGUGUCCAAACUUUUGACUGGUAGUGUAUAUGUUGAAUAUGUUGACAUACAUGUUGUUGUGUCUUUCCUUCAGGAGGAGGGCAGUAUGGAGCAGGAUUUCCCAGAGAACAUGGAUGACUUUGUGACUCUGGAUGAGCUGGCAGAGGACGAGGACUUGGAGAGACAGGACUCCUCUUCCAAAGAAAAAUACUCAUCUUCAGGUAAACAACAUUAACUUUACCUCUAGCAUGAUGUAUGAUCAUUUAAUUUAGGAUGAUUGAUGACAGUGUCUGUGGAAUUGGAAAACCAUUGGAAUAAGCUACAGCAACUGUUGUUGGAAAAGUGAAGAGUUGUGUAAUUCUCUUUCUCUCGCUCUCACUCACUUUCUCUGCAGGAAGCUCUAAGAAAACUGGGGGAUUGAGAGUGGUCAAUGUUGUGGGAUUUAAACGAGCCUAUGGUUUUCUGAACGAGAUCUUGGCCCUGGCCAAACCCUUCGGGACAGUAGUUCAGCACCUGGUGCUUGACGUGAGACCUGAGGUAAAGUUCGUUGGUUGAUUGAUUGAUUGAUUCAUUUGACAGUGAAGCAAAAACAGUAUGAUGGAAGUCAACGUCUAACCAUUGUGUAUAUUUUCUUUGUUGGUGAAUCUAGGCCUUUCUGCAGCUCACUUCGGAAGAAGAGGCGAAAGCAAUGGUCAAUUUCUACAGUGGGAAUGUAACUCCCACUGUGUGUGGGAAGUCUGUGAAAAUCUACCAUUCACAGACAUACGCAACCAUUCAGGUGAGCUCCAUACCCGAAGAUUCAGUUCGCCAGCCUUCUACAGUAGAAGUUGUUUGUAAUGUUUCCUGUUCUUGCAGAGUGGGAGAGUGGUAUACGUGGGACAGAUUCCUCACUUCAAAUCCUCUGAUGCCUCCCUCCUGAAAAUCGCUGAACCGUUCGGCAAAAUCAGACGCUAUUUCCUGAACAGAUCUCGCAAUGAGGUAAUGAAAUCUUUUGUUCUCUCUUCUGCUACAGGGCUUCUUAAAAUGCCUCAUGGGUGAAUGAGUGGGAUACAAUAGAAAUCAGAUGUUUGUUUUUAAUUAUUUCAUUUCUAGUGUUUCAUUGAGAUGGAACGUGGAGAGGACGCUGAGAGAAUGGCUGAGACCUACAAGGACACGCCCCCUAAAUUCGAAGGCAAGCGACUUACGGUGUACGUGAGCAGGAAGUACAAACAGCUGAAAUACGGGUGAGUCAAAUUAAACAACAGUUGGUGUAUUUGCUGUGAGCGUUGUACAAUUCAACUUGUUCUUUUUCUCACUACUAAGAUGCUGCUCUUUUGUAUGUCAUGUAAAGUAUGUAAUGUUAAAAUAUGUAAUGUGCUUCAACUAAAUUGCUCUUCCCGAGACACUAAAGUUCAACUGAAAUGGAAUGCUCUUUCCCACACUAGACACCGACCACCAUCCUCUGACUCUGAGGAGAAGAAGAGGCCGUCGAAGAGGGAGCGAUCGGAGGGCGAAACGAGCUCCCACAGGAGCUCGGCAGCCAAAAGCUCAGCCAAGCAGGAUGAAGAACCUCCAGUCAAGAAGUCCAGAGAGGAGACGGCAGACGAGCCUGAGAAGGAAGACGAGGAGAAGAUGGUGGAGACGUCCACUGAGCAGAGUGAGGUCAGGAAGGAGGAGGAGGAGGUCCAGGGGGAACAUGGUCAACCCUCUGAGAACUCGGCUGGACAGGAGAUGGACACUGACAUGGUAAGUUUAUCUGGCUUAGGUUGUUCUGGAAUGGCACCCUGUUCCCUAUAGCACGCUACCUUUGGUCACAGUCCUAUGGGGCUUUGGCCAAAAGUAGUGCGCUGUCAUUCCUCAGCAAUCCCUCAAUGUCCAGGAUGAUCUGAUGGGGGAUUAGGACACCAUUUUGGACGUAACCCUAGGCAGUUUUAGUUUGUCAACCAAAAGGUAGUAACUUAAGGGACUGACUCUAUUGCUCUACGCUGUAGAACAUCAAAAUGGAGGACAACGAGACGCCCAUUUCCAUAGUGAGUGUGAGGAGCGUCGAGGAGAACGGAGAGAGUGCUGGCACACCAUCCCAGGCUGAGGGGAAGCUUUCAUCAACCUGCCCUGUUCCUCUGGGGCCUUAUGAGCCUAACAACCCAGUGGGUAAGGACAUGCUCACAUUAAUUCUGUUUAGAGGGAAAAGGGGUUUUCUAUGCGUUUACUAAAACCUUCUUUAAUAACAUAUAGAAUAACUUAAUUUUUCCGUGAGGCAACUCUUGUCUUGUCCAACACAUGAACAAACAUUAUAAAUAUAUACACUACAUGGCCAAAAAUAUGUGGACACCCCUUCAAAUUAGUGGAUUCGGCUAUUUCAGCCACAUCCGUUGCUGACAGGUGUAUAAAAUCGAGCACACAGCCAUGCAGUCUCCAUAGACAAACAUUGGCAGUAGAAUGGCCCGUACUAAAGAGCUCAGUGACUUUCAACGUGGCACCGUCAUAGCGUUCUCUGGAGUGCUGAAUCACGCUUCACCAUCUGGCAGUGCGACGGACGAAUCUGGGUUUGGCAGAUGCCAGGAGAACACUACCUGCCCCAAUGCAUAGUGCCAGCUGUAAAGUUUGGUGGAGGAGGAAUAAUGGUCUGGGGCUGUUUUUCAUGGUUUGGGCUAGGCCCCUUAGUUCAGUGAAGGGAGAUCUUAACAUUACAGCAUACAAUUACAUUCUAGAUGAUGCUGUGCUUCCAACUUUGUUGCAACAGUUUGGGGAAGGCCCUUUCUGUGCACAAAGCGAGGUCCAUACGGAAAUGGUUUGUUGAGAUCAGUGUGGUAGAACUUGACUGGCCUGCACAGAGCCCUGACCUCAACCCCAUCGAACACCUUUGGGAUGAAUUGGAACGCCGACUGCGAGCCAGGCCUAAUUGUCCAACAUCCGUGCCCGACCUCACUAAUGCUCUUGUGGCUGAAUGGAAGCAAGUCCCCUCAGCAAUGUUCCAACAUCUAGUGGAAAGCCUUCCCAGAAGAGUGGAGGCUGUUAUAGCAGCAAAGGGGGGGGACCAACUUUAUAUUAAUGCCCAUGAUUUUGAAAUGAGAUGUUCGACGAGCAGGUGUCCACAUACAUUUGGCCAUGUAGGUUAUAUAAUGUUAUUAUAAUCAUAGUGACUCUGUUGUCUGAUUGCAGGUGUUGAAUAUGUGAAGAUGGGGUACUACUGUAGGGUCUGUUUCCUGUUCUAUUCCAACGAGGAGACAGCCAAGAAGGUUCACUGCAGCAGUCAAUCUCACUACCAAAAACUCAAGGUAAACAUACAUUAUUUGAGUCAAUUAGCAGAUAUACCAAUAUAUCUGAGCAGUCAUUUUAAAACACACCAAUACGUCUCUCACUUGGUAUCAAAACAGUUUUCAGCAUAAGAAAAACGAUAUGCUCUGAAACGUAACUGCUGUCCCUGUUUAUUUUCAGAAACAUCUGGAAAAAGAGAAGGCCAAAGCUCAAAGUACCACAGGGAUGAAGACUGUGUAGGAUAUUACAAGUGUUGAGCUGUUAAUCAAUUGUUUAUGCGUGGAUAGAGUUAGUUUGUAACGCUAGAGUGGAUGUUCCAGAAAUUUUUUAGGCUUUCAUGUUUAGCCAUACAGCUCUGUCACUUUUUCUUUUAACCAAUAUACUGUACCAGGAGGAACCAACUAUGAAUGGCUCUGGAGA
This is a messenger RNA of Coregonus sp. 'balchen', 16478 nucleotides long. The record is from the annotation of a GenBank genome assembly. Lineage: Eukaryota; Metazoa; Chordata; Actinopteri; Salmoniformes; Salmonidae.